AUGGUGACAGAGCAACUGAGUGCUGCAUACGACACUGUGAGCCGGCAAAAUGUGGCUAUAAAGAAACUAAGCCGACCCUUCCAAAAUGUGACUCACGCGAAAAGGGCCUACAGGGAAUUCAAGCUCAUGAAGCUCGUCAACCACAAAAAUAUCAUUGGUCUUUUAAAUGCAUUCACCCCACAGAAAACAUUAGAAGACUUUCAAGAUGUGUAUCUGGUGAUGGAACUGAUGGAUGCCAAUCUCUGCCAAGUGAUACAGAUGGACCUGGAUCAUGAAAGAAUGUCUUAUCUUCUUUACCAGAUGCUCUGUGGCAUAAAGCAUUUGCAUUCGGCAGGCAUCAUUCACAGGGAUCUAAAGCCAAGCAAUAUUGUAGUUAAAUCCGAUUGUACUCUGAAAAUUUUGGACUUUGGUCUGGCAAGAACUGCCGGUACUACCUUCAUGAUGACACCAUACGUCGUGACACGGUACUACAGAGCUCCAGAAGUUAUACUAGGAAUGGGGUACAAAGAUAACGUGGAUAUAUGGUCCGUCGGAUGCAUUAUGGGGGAAAUGAUUCGUGGAGGUGUUUUGUUCCCUGGUACAGAUCAUAUCGACCAGUGGAACAAGAUCAUCGAGCAAUUAGGCACGCCGUCCCAGGAGUUUAUGAAGCGUCUUCAGCCCACAGUUCGGAACUACGUCGAGAACAGACCCAAGUACACGGGAUACGCUUUCGAGAAACUGUUCCCUGACGUACUCUUCCCCGCCGACAGCUCAGAACACAGCAGGCUCAAAGCAAGUCAAGCCCGAGACCUUCUGUGCAAGAUGCUGGUAAUCGACCCGGAGAAGAGGAUAUCGGUCGAGAACGCCCUACUCCAUCCAUAUAUUAACGUGUGGUACGACGAAGCCGAAGUAAAUGCCCCUGCUCCUGCUCCAUACGACCACUCUGUCGAUGAACGAGAGCACACUGUUCAACAAUGGAAAGAAUUAAUAUACCAAGAAGUCCUAGAGUAUGAACAAACUCACAAUACCUUAGGGGUUAGAUCUAUAGGCUCCCAUCUAAAUUCACAAGCAGCAGAUGGCGUAAUUGAAAUUGAUAGUGAAGUUGAUGGUUUAGCUGAACAGUCCAGUAACGGCCCCAGCAAUCCCUUCAACAGAAGAAGAUAAAUUAUUUUUCUCUAUCUUCUUGGAGGCUCCAACGAAGAAUAACUGUGCAUCAAAAUAACUUUAAUUUUGUGAAGAAAAACAUGUCUUUCUCACGGGACCUAUAUAUGACUAAAUAAGUACUUAAAAGAAAAGGAAAACAUUUUUUAAAAAAAUGAAAGAUAUUCAAGUUUGGUGUGCCGUUCUAUCAAGAAAGUUACUUGGGGCGUUAGAAAAAGAGGGGAAUUUUGACGAAGCAAAUUACAGGCAUUAUAUACAUCUCUUAUUUGUGUUAUAGAAGUUUUAAUGUACCGUUGUUUUCUUAUACAAGACAUAAAUUAGUAAUUUAAUUAGCCAGUAGAAUUAUAUUAAUAUUCAACGAGAAUUUAAAUGUUGGCAAAAAAAGUAUUUGAAGAUUAUAAGGAAUCAGAUAUUGACAGUUUAUCCUUAUAUUGUUUUUAAAAUUACUUUACAAGUGUUGAAACUAAGUUUACAGUUUAAUAUCAGAAAUGUCGGGUUGAAAUUUUAGUAUCAAAAUUUUGUUCAAGUAAAAAAGUUUUAACAUAAUCUGUAUUUCAAAACGAGCAAAAAUUUCAUUUUAGAAUUUAUAUAAAUUCAAAACUUUAUUAAUGUAACGGUUGCCCAAAUGAAAAGUAAACAAGCCAGAAAUACAGUAACUAUAUUAGCGUCACCCUUUAUAGUUUCAGUUAAGAUAAGAGAAACGGAUUGCAGAUAGCGUUUACUGUUUAACGAGCUCACAUGAAAGCAUUUAAAGAGAAUGAAAAAUCGUGCAAGAUGGAUGCGUCCAGAACAGAAUAAGUCGCGAUAGUAAGAUUUUCAAUAAAAAUUAGCAUCAUGCAGACAUUUAUCGUUGAUUGUUUGCAGUUUAUGGCAAACACUAAAGGUCAGAGAACAAAUGGUGUAAACGUUUUCGUGAAGGACGUACAUGAAUAUCGUAUCUGCCCAGAACUAGAAAAGAUCUUGAUCUCAAAGAUUCCAGUGAUGUUGUUGAUAGAGUGUUUAGUGAUAAUCGAAGAUUUACGAUUCAAUACUCUGCAGCACUUUACGAUUGUAAAAGAACUGAGCAGUUACAGUUUCCCCCAAAAAAUCAUAUUACUUCGCAUUGUUCCGUUCUGGAUGCAUCUUUCGUAGUACGACUUUACAUUCACUUUAAAUACUUUCAUGUGGAUAAGUUAAUUUGUGUCACCUGGUUUCCUGCGCUUUUUUUCUUACCCUGCAUGAUAGUGUUGCUAUCGAUACUGUAUUUCAGGCUAUCACACUUGUCCAAUUUUCUUUUCGGCAACCAUUACAUUUUUAUUUAAAAUAGAAGCAAUUUAUUUUAUGUUUCUUCCUGUAAUAUUUUCGAUCCCCACCAUAUACAUCACAAUAUCUUUACAACUUUUUAUGAAUGAUUCAUAUUUUCGAGAAAAAAAAUGUUUCCAUCUUUAAAUGGCUCAUUUGCCCGACAAUGCAAUUUACCCGAAUGGUGCAUUGUCUCAACGCUCUAAACAUGAAUUUGGUAAUGUUUCCUUGUAUGGUAUUUCAAAGACCUUGGCUCCAAUAUUUUAAGCUUUAUUGCAGCUUCCAAAUAAAAAUGAAUCGUGUUUGAUGGUAAAGCAUAGUCGGAAAUAUGAAUCAUUUAAUAAAUUCAGCCAACUAUAUCAGUCCAAUGUCAAAACCUAAACGGCUUUGAAUCGAGAUGUAAAUGUAAUUAAUGUAAACAGUAAAUCAGGCGUUAGAGAAAAUUGCAAUUCGGGAGAUGCUAAGUCGGGAAAAUGACCCAUUUAAUAUAGAUUUUGCUAUCAGAUCUUUCGAAGCAGCAACCGCUUGAAACCCUAAACAUAAGUUCGCGAAACCCUAAUAAACGUAAAACCGAUACAAACCUAGCGAUAAGUUUCACUAGUGAAAAAUCCGUACAAAUGACGACUAAUGCGAAGAAUUACUAAUAUAAAUAGUUUCUUGUUUCUGGAAUGUCUGAUGCACUAUCUGUACGUAUUUGUACUAUCAGUAUAUUCCACGUGACAUGAGAAUGGGGCUCUGAAAGCAAAUUGAUAAACUCAUUUCAAGUAUUCAGAAAUAUUGCCGGCUACAUAACAAUAUUAUUUUAGCACAAAUGUAACAUUCUGCAAGUCACAACCGUAACGAAAUCUAGCAUAAAAACGACUCCCUUGUUUUAUUUUCUCAAAUAAAAUUUAAAAAGCUUU
Molecule: messenger RNA, 3323 nt
Organism: Parasteatoda tepidariorum (common house spider)
Lineage: Eukaryota; Metazoa; Arthropoda; Arachnida; Araneae; Theridiidae
Source: RefSeq, a predicted model, not a curated record